Trichoderma virens Gv29-8 is the source of this 954-nucleotide messenger RNA. RefSeq lists its product as uncharacterized. The transcript is spliced from 2 exons. The coding region runs from base 1 to 954 and encodes 317 amino acids. The record is from RefSeq and is a predicted model, not a curated record. Gene Ontology annotation, cellular component: cytoplasm. Lineage: Eukaryota; Fungi; Ascomycota; Sordariomycetes; Hypocreales; Hypocreaceae. Gene Ontology annotation, biological process: tRNA methylation. Gene Ontology annotation, molecular function: tRNA methyltransferase activity.
AUGCAAACUCUCACUCAGCCGUCAGCUCCAUUCCGCGAGAAAAAGUCAAAAAUCCUUGAGCAGCUUGCAGUCCCGGACACCGAAUACUCUGACGCAUCACCCAAAGGCUCCGUCGAUGAAGGAAUUCGGUAUCUUAUUGACGAAAUCAACACUGCUGAGGGAUUUGUCACAACGAGUAGCUGCGCCGGGCGUGCGAGUGUAUUCCUCGAAGGCAGAAAAACCAAGUCUGGAGAUGCAGACAACGGCGAGAGUGAGCAGGUUGCGAGAGUAGGCGGGAAAGGUGCUGGAGGAACGUGGCUGUACGUAUCUCACGAUGCUCGGGCUGAUGGAGAUGCCACAUAUUUGGAUUGGAUGCAGAGUCUAGGGCUGCCUGAUGGGGUGGAUAUGAUUGAGACUCUUCCUGAUGGAAGCAGUGAAAGGAGACUCAUACACUUCAAGUUUGAGCCCAUGAUUCUCCACGUUCUUACUGCAUCACUUGGCCACGCUCAGCUUCUUCUGCGCUGUGCCUUACAAGCCGGAUUCCGCGAAUCUGGUGCCAUCAAUAUCACUUCCCAGUCCAACGAGCAAACCAUGCCCAUGGUCGCCAUACGGUCCAUGGGUCUAAGCCUCGAAUCCCUCGUUGGCUACCAGGACUCGGACGGGCAACGCCGACGGAUAGUCUCUGCCGGAUAUUUCAAAAUGCUCCUACAGAUAUCCAAUGAACGGUUCGUGGAAAACACAAAACGCAUAGAAAGGUUCAGGUCCGCGUUCAAGGAGCUUGUACUUGAACCAAAGUCAUCAAGCAUCCCAAAGAAAUUGAACCCCGAGGGUAAGGAGUGGGAAGAUGCUGCUGCCAGGCGCGAGAGGUUGCGAGCGGAAGGGCUGAAGAGGAAAGCGGCGCUUCAGGCGGAAAAGGCCGAUGCACCAUCAUCACAAGCUAUAGAUGUUGAAAUGCAAAUAAAUUCUGCUUUUUAG